AUGACUACUGGAAGUUUGAAGCAAGCGGCCGAGUCGGCCAGGUCCAAGACGACCGAAGUCAUUGGUGCCGCCAAAACAAGCACCGCCGCUGUGGCUACUGGCUUCAUUCAGACUCCGUUUGCCCGAGCCGCACUGCCGUUCAUCAAUGGAGGUAUCAGUGGUAUGGUCGCCACGACCGUCAUCCAGCCCGUCGACAUGGUCAAGGUCCGCAUCCAGCUUGCUGGCGAGGGGGUAUCAGGCGGACCCAAGCCUACCGCCUUGUCGGUCACUCGACAGAUCGUCGGCAGCGGGAAGGUCCUUGACCUGUACACGGGUCUGUCUGCGGGCCUGCUGCGCCAGGCAGUAUACACCACCGCCCGCUUGGGCUUCUUCGAUACCUUCAUGGCUAAGCUGACGGCCCGGGCCAAGGAGCAAGGUCGCCAGAUCGGGUUUUCCGAUCGAGCCACUGCAGGUCUCUCGGCAGGUGGCAUCGCAGCCAUGAUCGGGAACCCUGCAGACCUGGCCUUGAUCCGCAUGCAGAGCGACGGCCUCAAGCCGCUCGCGGAGAGAAAGAACUACAAGUCAGUCAUCGAUGCCCUGGGAUCCAUUGCCAGGUCCGAGGGAGUAGCUGCUCUGUGGGCUGGCGCCGCACCCACCAUCGCGCGUGCCAUGGCUCUCAAUUUUGGCCAGCUCGCCUUCUUCAGCGAAGCCAAGGUGCAGUUGAAGAACAGCGGCCUCUCCUCCCAAGCCCAGACCCUCAGCGCGAGUGCGAUCGCUGGCUUCUUUGCCAGCUUCUUCAGUCUGCCAUUUGACUUUGUCAAGACCCGUCUCCAGAAGCAGACGAAGGGUCCCGACGGCAAGCUCCCUUACCGUGGCAUGGUUGACUGCUUCGCCAAAGUUGCCCGUCAAGAAGGUGCCCUGCGAUUCUACCGUGGCUUCGGUACCUACUAUAUCCGAAUUGCCCCUCAUGCGAUGGUCACCCUGAUCGUUGCCGAUUACCUUGGAUGGAUCACCAAGUAA
Molecule: messenger RNA, 999 nt
Organism: Clonostachys rhizophaga
Lineage: Eukaryota; Fungi; Ascomycota; Sordariomycetes; Hypocreales; Bionectriaceae
Source: the annotation of a GenBank genome assembly